Gymnodraco acuticeps is the source of this 1803-nucleotide messenger RNA. RefSeq names its product adenylate kinase isoenzyme 5-like. Gene Ontology annotation, cellular component: cytoplasm; cytosol. The transcript has 7 exons. Gene Ontology annotation, biological process: nucleoside triphosphate biosynthetic process. NCBI's taxonomy places the organism in Eukaryota, Metazoa, Chordata, Actinopteri, Perciformes, Bathydraconidae. The coding region runs from base 41 to 1633 and encodes 530 amino acids. Gene Ontology annotation, molecular function: ATP binding; AMP kinase activity. The record is from RefSeq and is a predicted model, not a curated record.
GAAGAAGAAGAAGAAGAAGAAGAAGAAGAAGAAGAAGAAGAUGAUGAGCAGCAGACAGGUGACGGAGUACCUGUCUCACCAUCACCUCCCUCAGCUGCUGGAGAGUCUGCUGACGGGUCUGCUGUACAACCGUCCCCAAGACCCUGUCAGCUUCCUGAAGUGCUGCCUGACCAGAACCACUGAGCUGGGGGGGGCCGGGGCUGUCACUUGGGACACCUUCAUCCACCUGCUGGGCCCCGGACCCCCAGAAACCACAUCAACACCCCCAAAAACAGCAUCUAUACCCCCCAGAACCCCACCUGCACGUCCAAUAAACCCCCCGAUACCCCAAACAACACCUGUUCCCCAAGGAAAAAAACCCAUACUCCAAACAACACCUGUUCCCCAAGGAAAACCCCCCAUACUCCAAACAACACCUGUUCCCCAAGGAAAAAAACCCAUACUCCAAACAACACCUGUUCCCCAAGGAAAACCCCCCAUACCCCAAACAACACCUGUUCCCCAAGGGGGAAAAACCAUAACCCAAACAACUAUUGUACCCCAGCCAAAAAAACCCAUACUCCAAACAACACCUGUACCUCAGGUAAAACCCCCCAUACCCCAAACAACACCUGUACCUCAGGUAAAAACCCUGAUACCCCAAACAACACCUGUACCUCAGGUAAAACCCCUGAUGCCCCAAAGGUGCCCUCCUUCCCCUCUGUUAAUAUCUCUGACGUCCACAGGAGCGCCACCAGCUAAAGGCUGCCCCUCCAUGAACCUCAGAGCCUCUGUCCCACCUGUCCUGCCCCCCCAGGUGUUUUCUGGCAGAAGUGAAACCCCACCAGGACCCAAAACAGCUCCUGAACCCCUCCCAGGUCCUCCUCUGGUCCGCUCUCGGCUCUCCAUAGACUCCGACUCGGACAUGACGGAGAGUGUUGGACUCCUGCAGGAAGUGAGCAUGCCGCCCCUCAUCGUCUUCAUCAUCGGCGGUCCAGGAAGCGGGAAGGGAAGCCAGGCGGCGAGGCUCGCUCAGCGCUUCAGAUUCAGAGUCCUCUCAUUGGACGAGCUGCUGAGGAGGCAAAUGCUGAGCCACGCCUCCCCCGGCAGGAAGUGGGAGGUGAUAUCGGAGAUGAUGGGCCACGGAGAACUGGGCCUGCAGGAGGAAACCAUCUCAGAACUGAGGCACCAGAUGAUUGGUCAGUCCGAGGUCAGAGGGUUCAUCGUGGAUGGAUUCCCAAGAGACGUCCACCAGGCCCUCAGCUUCCAGGAGCAGAUUGGCUCUCCUGACCUGGUGCUGCUGCUAAUCUGCUCCAAUCAGACGCUGCACUUCCGUCUGCAGCAACGAGCCGCGCAGCUCGGCCUUCUGGGAGAUAACAUUACCGCCCUGAGGAGACGCCUGGACUCCUUCCACAGAGACAUCACCUCCGUCAGCAGAUACUACAACCAGCUACACGUGCUGACACAGGUGGAUGCAGACAGGCUGGAGGAGGCAGUGUUUUCUGAUCUGAGUGCAGCGGUCAGAGAGAAGCUGCUGAAGGACUCCUCAGAUCCUUCUGAUUUCCCAGCAUGCAUCAGUGUGGCCCGCCCUCACAUGAGAUCCUUGGAGCAAUGCCUGACGAUGGAUGAUCGUAACCAUGUGAUGGAAGAGUAGUGUCUGACAGUAGUACUGUUACUGUGAUGUUCACAAUAUGGUAGUAUCUGACUGUAGUACUGUUACUGUGAUGUUUACAAUAUGGUAGUAUCUGACUGUAGUACUGUUACUGUGAUGUUCACAAUAUGGUAGUAUCUGACUGUAGUACUGUUACUGUGAUGUUCACAAUA